AUGGUCGCUACGCGGGCGAGCCGGGCGCGCGCGGGCGACGCGGCGCCCCCCGCCCGCUCCCCCAGCCCCAAGACGCGCAAAGUGCGGACGAAGGACGCUGCUCGCGUCGCGUCUCCGUCACGACGAGCAACGUCGCCCAAGCCGCGCAAGUCGCGCAAGGAGAGCGCCCCGGGCUCCAAGUCGAACACCGAGGCGGCACCGGCGGCGGGCGCUGACGUCGCGGGCUGGGCCAAGAGCACGGACGAGCUCGUCAGGUUCCUCGGGACGUCCGUGAGCAAGGGCCUGUCCCCGGAGGAGGCCGCGCGCCGCCUGGAGCAGUACGGCCCGAACGAGCUCCAGAAAGACCCCCCCACCCCCCUUUGGAAGCUGGUGCUGGAGCAGUUCGAGGACCUGCUCGUCCGGCUGCUGCUGAUGGCGGCGGUGGUGUCGUUCGCGCUGGCGUACAUGGACAGCGCGGACGGCGAGGAGGGUCUGCGCGCGUACAUCGAGCCGCUCGUGAUCCUGCUGAUCCUCGUGCUGAACGCGGUCGUGGGCGUGUGGCAGGAGACGAACGCGGAGGCGGCGCUGGACGCGCUGAAGGAGAUGCAGGCCGACCGGGUGCGGUGCACGCGCGGGGGCAAGGUGCUGUCGGACCUUGACGCGCGCGAGCUGGUGCCGGGCGACGUGGUGACGCUGGCGGCGGGGGACCGCGUCCCGGCGGACUGCCGGCUGGUGUCGAUGGUGACGACGAUCGUGCGCGUGGACCAGGCGGCGCUGACGGGGGAGAGCCAGCCGGUGAACAAGGAGGAGGCGCUGGUGCUGGAGGAGGAGUGCGACAUCCUGAGCAAGGAGAACAUGCUGUUCUCGGGCACCGCGCUGGUGUCGGGGUCGUGCAAGGUGGUGGUGUGCAGCACGGGCAUGGGCACGGAGAUCGGCGCGGUGCAGGCGCAGAUCCAGACGGCGAGCGAGGAGGACAACGACACGCCGCUCAAGCGCAAGCUCGACGAGUUCGGCACGCAGCUCGCCAAGGUCAUCUCCCUCAUAUGUCUCCUCGUGUGGGGAAUGAACUACUCCAAGUUCCUCUCCUGGACGCCGCACGCGACGCUCGCGCCGCUCCCGGACCCGGCGUCGAUCCGCGUCGACGUCGCGGGCUGCACGUACUACUUCAAGAUUGCCGUCGCGCUGGCCGUGGCGGCCAUCCCGGAGGGGCUGCCGGCGGUGAUCACGACGUGUUUGGCGCUCGGGACGCGGUCGAUGGCGAAGAAGAAGGCGAUCGUGCGGCGCCUGCCGUCCGUGGAGACGCUCGGGUGCACGACGGUGAUCUGCAGCGACAAGACUGGCACGCUGACCACCAACCAGAUGACGUGCGUCAGGCUGGUCUCGCUGGACGACAAGGGGCAGGUGGACUCGCGGACCGUGUCCGGGCAGACGUACGACCCGGAGGACGGCGCCGUCGAGGGCCUGACGGCGCGGACCCUCGACGCCGCGCACCUGGGGCUGGCGACGGUGGGCGCGGUCUGCAACGACGCGCACAUCGAACGCGACGCGCAGUCCGGGCUCGUCAAGGCCGUGGGGACGCCCACGGAGGCGUGCCUCGUCACGCUCGCCGAGAAGAUCGGCCGCCUCGAGGGCGCCGGGAACGCUGGCGCGGGCCCCGCGCCGUGGGCGGCCGCGGCCGCGGCGCGCGCGGAGCGGAUCGCGACGCUCGAGUUCGACCGCGACCGCAAGAGCAUGUCCGUGCUGGCUGCGGGCGAGGGCGUCGUCGCGGGCGUGUCGGACGGCGGCAACACGCUGCUGUGCAAGGGCGCCGCGGAGUGCGUGCUGGAGCGGUGCGACCGGUACCUGGCGCCGUCCGGGAAGCCCGUGCCGAUGUCCGCGGGCGUGCGGAAGACGCUCGCGGCGGAGAUCGAGGCGAUGGCGUCGCAGGCGCUGCGGACGCUGGCGCUGGCGGCGCGCGCGGGGUCGGAGAUGGGCCCGCUGGGCAGCUACGACGGCGACCACGCGCACCCGGGACACAAGACGAUGCAGGACCCGAAGCUGUACCCCGAGGUCGAGAGCAAGAUGGUCUUCCUGGGCAUGGUCGGCAUCCAGGUGCGGCGCAACCGAACCGUGCUCCUCUCUUUUAUAUUUCUUUUAUAUUUCUUUUAUUGUCUUUCUUUCUCUCCUUCAGGGACCGAUCCACGAGCGGAUUCACGCACGAAUGACUCUUGA
Molecule: messenger RNA, 2190 nt
Organism: Pedinophyceae sp. YPF-701
Lineage: Eukaryota; Viridiplantae; Chlorophyta; Pedinophyceae
Source: the annotation of a GenBank genome assembly